Messenger RNA from Populus trichocarpa (black cottonwood), 1825 nucleotides. RefSeq lists its product as uncharacterized. The transcript is spliced from 2 exons. Bases 1028 to 1825 code for a protein of 265 amino acids. The record is from RefSeq and is a predicted model, not a curated record. Lineage: Eukaryota; Viridiplantae; Streptophyta; Magnoliopsida; Malpighiales; Salicaceae.
ACCAGACUGAUAUAUAUCACGGCAGCGUAUAUAACAGGAAUCACUGGGUAUUCUGCAGUGGAGGAGCAGUGCCACAGUGCACUAUUGCAGGAAUGAGAGGGAGAUCAGUGCAGUAAGUGCCAAUAUCCCUGUCAAUUCCAAUGCAGUUUGGUUGUUAUCCCUAUAGGUGAUAAUUACUACUGUGAUCUUCUAUUUAUAUAUGAAACAACAAAGGCAACGAUGGGUUAGCUUUUCUACAGCCAGCAAUGGAAUCUCCCACCUCCUCAAUCCUGCCUACAACCUCUGCUCUCUCUUGAUUUUUCACCUUCAAAAACUCAUUUACCUGAUAUCUCCAUUAAGCUAGCCUCAAAUAACUAUCUUUAAUGGAAAGCUCAAUCUAUUCCAAUAUUGAGAGGACAUAGUCUUCUUGGAUAUGUGACGAAUGGGGUUCCCUGUCUUGAAUUAACCAUCAUUGAUGCUGAUGGUUCAUUGCAACCCAAUCUAGCUGCAGCAACUUGGCUUGUAUUGGUCAAUUGAUCCUUGGAUGGAUCAACAGCUCUCUCCCACGUCAUCAAUAGUGAAUCCUGUCAUGAUGCUUGGAAUGUUUUGGAGACUUUUUAUGAAAGUCAUACCUAAGGAACUUCUUCUUUAGAGGAUUACCUGCACAAAGCCAAGUCUUAUUAUUUGUAUCCUGCGUGGGUUAGGAUCUGAGUUUGAUCCUAUUGCAUCAGCACUCAAUGCUCGUGACAUGUUUCCUUUAAAGUAUUGAGUUUUUCACUGAGUUCUUUCACCAUUUUUUUUUAAUGGGUAAAGUUUUACAAAGUCCAACGGAGAGAAGUACAAUAAGUAGGAAUUCAUUCAUUCAUAAAUAUGGAUAAGGGAGCGAAGUUGAUAAUUUUUUUAUAAACUUCGAGGAUUUUAUCGAAAAGAAAUAAGUUGUUUGGAUUAAUCAAGAUUCGUUGAUGGAUUUAUUAAUUUGAAGUUCCCCAAAAGAACAGGUUUCGGGUUCCAAGUCAAAGAUAAACACGGUUUAUCGCUCCAGUAGUUUAUGGAUUCCAAGUCCAACUCCUUUUGCGGAUAUAUAAACUCCGAAGCCACAGUCGAAUCAUAUAAAAGACAAUCGCUGGAUUACUCUUGUUCAGGAACGGGUUCAAGAGGCUUUUCAUACAAACCAGGUAACCUAGUUUACAGAGCUUGUAACUUGGAGGUACGCAUAGAGACACCUAUGCAAGGGAUGGACAGCAUGAGUUUGAAGGGAGACUUGGAUGAUCAUGCAAAGCUGAACACGAGAGAUUUGGGUGAUGGCAGUACAAAGAGGAAAAAUUGGUUUAUUCUAUUUCACGUGGUGAUCAUCUUUUCUUUGAUCACAAUACUGUGGGCAGAAGCUGAAUGGAAUUCUAUGAGAAAGAUUAUGAGAUUACGUAUCCAUACAUUGCCUUUCUUAUCUGCAACCUGUCAAUGCCUCCCUUUUGUUCUAAUGGUGUUGAUUUACCUCCUUUAUUCUAUAGCCUGGUUUGACAGUCUUAAAAUAAUUCUCCGAGUAACAUCCCUCAAAGAAUAUUUGGAUGAUUAUGCAAAUCUGAAAGCAGCGGGAGAUUUGGAUGAUUAUGCAAAAAGGAAAAAUGAGUUUAUUCUGUCUUGUUGGGUGAUCGCUUCUUUGUUCGCAGCAUGGUUUGGAUGGGAAUUUACGAAAGAGGUUUCAAAUCUCCCUAAAUUGCCAUUCUUAUCUGCAUUCUUUCAGUGCAUCCCUUAUGUUAUAGCCGCGUUGAUGUACGUCUUUCAUUCUAUUGUCUUCAUUGCUUCUUUUGAAAGAACUCCAAAAGGUGAUGCCCUAAAGAAUACGUAG